Messenger RNA from Mugil cephalus (flathead mullet), 3577 nucleotides. RefSeq names its product protein phosphatase, Mg2+/Mn2+ dependent, 1G (gene ppm1g). Lineage: Eukaryota; Metazoa; Chordata; Actinopteri; Mugiliformes; Mugilidae. Gene Ontology annotation, cellular component: nucleoplasm. The record is from RefSeq and is a predicted model, not a curated record. The coding region runs from base 195 to 1880 and encodes 561 amino acids. Gene Ontology annotation, biological process: protein dephosphorylation. The transcript has 14 exons. Gene Ontology annotation, molecular function: cation binding; protein serine/threonine phosphatase activity.
AAGAGACAUGCGCGCUGCCGCCGCCGCCGCUGACUUCCUCCUCCUCCAGCUUCUUUCUGGUCUGUGUCUGUGUUGAUAGCGGCUUCUGCUUCCACACGUGUAAUCAUUCCUAUGUGAAUCUCUCUCGUCUGGACCCACUCACACGCUCAUCCUGCUUUUUCAGAACAGGUGUAAAGCCAUAGAAACAGACCACCAUGGGGGCAUAUUUGUCGCAACCUAACACAACCAAGACCUCUUCCGAUGGCGGCAACACCAACAUUAGCUACGGUUUCUCUGCCAUGCAGGGCUGGAGAGUCUCCAUGGAGGAUGCCCACAAUUGUAUCCCAGAGUUUGAUGAGGAGACGGCCAUGUUUGCUGUGUAUGAUGGGCACGGAGGUGAAGAGGUGGCUCUGUACUGUUCAAAGUACCUUCCUGACAUCAUCAAGGAGCAGAAAACCUACAAAGAUGGCAAACUUCAAAAGGCUCUGGAGGAUGCUUUCCUCGCCAUCGACAGCAGAAUGACCACAGAGGAAGUCAUCAAGGAGUUGGUUCAAAUCGCUGGACGCCCCACUGAAGAGCCACCGGCGGAAAAGGUCGCAGAGGAGGACGACUUGGACACAGAGGAGGCAGCUUUGCUCCACGAGGAGGCCACCAUGACCAUAGAGGAGCUGCUGGUUCGCUACGGCCAGAACCUCAAUGCUGUCAAACAUGCAGCUGCUCUCAGUGCUGCCGCUAAGAAGGCGUCCUGCCCGCACCCCGAGACCUCAGUGGACAAAGAUGCAAGUGCUGGUGCGCCAAAGAAAGAGGGGCUAAAUGGAGAGGUGGAGGAGGAGAGCAAUGGGAAGGUGAAGGAGGGCGCAUCGUGUGGGUCUAAGCUGCGAGCAUGUCGGAGAACGGGAGGAGGCGAAGGCAGUGGCGCAGCAGCUGACUGCGGAGGCUCAGGAAGCUCCAAUGGAGAAGAAAAGGCUGGGAAGGCCGAGGGAGACGCAGGUCCAUCCUGCUCCUCUUUGUCCUCGAAGGCUGCAGGCGAUUCCAAGUCCAGGUUUUUUGAUGACAGCGAAGAGUCUGAGGAGGGCGAGGAGGAGGAGGGCAGCGAUGAGGAGGAUGGCAGCGAAGAGGAAGAAGGUGACAGCAGCGAGUUAGAAGAAGAGGAGGAUACAGAGGAGGGAGAGGAAGACUCGGAGGAGGAAGAAGAGGAGGAAAUGUGUUUACCUGGAAUGGAUGGCAAAGAGGAGCCCGGUUCAGACAGCGGCACCACAGCUGUUGUCGCUCUGAUCCGAGGGAAGCAGCUGAUCGUGGCCAAUGCUGGAGACUCUCGCUGUGUGGUAUCUGAACACGGCAAAGCUGUGGACAUGUCCUACGACCACAAGCCAGAGGACGAGGUGGAACUAGCUCGCAUCAAAAAUGCAGGAGGGAAAGUGACCAUGGACGGAAGAGUCAACGGUGGACUGAACCUCUCCAGAGCCAUCGGCGACCACUUCUAUAAGAGGAACAAGGCUCUGCCGCCCGAGGAGCAGAUGAUUUCUGCAAUGCCAGACGUGAAAGUCCUGACGCUCAACGAGGAGCAUGACUUCAUGGUCAUUGCCUGCGACGGCAUCUGGAAUGUGUUGAGCAGUCAGGAGGUGGUGGACUUCAUCAGUGAGCGGAUCAAACCAGACAAGGACGGCAAAGUCAGGUCCCUGUCGUCCAUAGUGGAAGAGCUGCUGGACCACUGUUUGGCUCCCGACACGUCCGGAGACGGGACGGGAUGCGACAACAUGACCUGCAUCAUCAUCACCUUUCGAGCGCACCCGUCCUCCGACCAGUCAGACGACACAAAGAAGAGGAAGCACCAGGAGGAGGCGGAAGGGACUGAGCCAGAGGAGAACGGGAACGACAGCAAAAAGGCAAAAAGUGACUAAAGGAAGAGAGGAGCUGUCCCAGAAGGAGCAGCUGGUCCCAGGCCACCCCAGAUACACCAGAGACACAUUCUGUUCAAAAUUAAAUCCUUACCUCACACACAACAUUUCACUAUGAAACAGACAUUACAAAGGCUAUAUAUAUAUAUAUAUGCUCAAAGAUCAGCUGAAAUCAGGUCAUCACACACCAUGCUAUUGUUUCUUUUGUUUGGUCCAGUUGGACAAAGCGGCACGUACUUUGAGUUCUUAAAAUCUGAAGAGGAAGCUAAACACCACAGCGGUUUCCAUGUAUUUGUAACCAGGAUGGCCCAGUCUACAGAGAUUGGUGUGUAUUUCUAAACAUUUUAGGGACGCGCCACCAUAUCUGCAGGUACCGCCCUCUGUCAGUGUUAAAAAUCCCCCUUUCAUGCGGCGGCUUCAGUCUGUUUUAGUGAAAGUUUGAGAAUAGUUUCACCUGCGUCCGAUCACUGAACACGUUUUGCUGUGACCAUGCAUUCCCAUCGUGGCUUUGUAGUAUAAAACACGCAGACAUUAAGCCGCACAGUGCUCUCAGAGGAUUGUGUUGACUCGGUGCCGCAACACCAUGAAUUUCUUCUUGGCACCGUCUCAUGUCCUGCUAACUAAAGGCUGCAGAUUGGCAAUGCACAGAGGUGACUGAGGAGACAUUACUAUCGUGUGUUACCACAUCAAAGUGAUGCAGUGAGAAUGUUGGUCUAGUGUAGCUCUGAAUGUGUCUGUACCUUGUUUCAGGCUCUGUUUGAGGAUGAUGUUGACAUCUUAACCUGAGUUUGUUCAGGGACUCCACCCAUCAUAAAAAAAAAAGAGGAACUGAUGGAUUUGGGGAACGUGUCCAGUUGCUCUAGUUUGCCAUUUAUUAUUUUUUUUCCUAUUAUCUUUUUUUUUUUUCCAGUCUUGCUUGUCUCGUCAUAUUAACAGCCCUAUGCGUCGCCAUUAUUCUGCCUUUUUUUUCAUUCCUGCUUUGUGUCUUGAUCAAUUAAUCUGUAUAUGUCAAGAUGGGAAACAUGCCAGGCUUUAUGGAGCUGCUGUACUUUCCACAUGUGAGACGCGAUAGCAGGAAAACAGAGGCAUGCCUUUCAUGUCCAUCCAGAGAGAGGUGGCGAUUGAAGCCGUGGGCUAGCCCAACACACACAGCUCGACUGCAGCCUCCCUCGUCCACUCAUUGUCCCUGUCUGUCCCCCUGCUCCUAUUGUAACACCGUUUUAAAGGUCUCUCUAGGACAUGUGUUUUAAGUCAAAAGUCCACUCUGAUGUUUAGUUGUUCAUUUUUGAUUAAUCAGUCCUCUGGCAGUGUUGUUUUUUUUUUUUCUUCUUUUUUUAAUGAAAAUCCUUUUUGUGAGCACACUCUGAAAAUGCCUUGACUCUUUGCUGGGAUGUGCAAGGUCACUUUUCUGAGUGGAAAUCCAAUUUGAAGUUUGGAGCACCAAGACAGUGUAACUGUUGAGAUUUUUCUUUCUUUAUUUGCAGGAGCCUCAUUUAAGACAUCGCGCGACUGUAAGUUUGUUUCUAGUGUACUAUCUUGUCACCAUGCCCUUUUUUCUGUACAUAGUUUUUUCGAUACUUGUAAUUGAAGAAAAAGAAUAUGCUUUUUCUUGUAAUUGUGAGUCAUUGUGACAUUUUGGUGCAUACUCUUUUGACACCAGUAUGUAAGUACAUACAAAUACAUUUUUUAAAUAAUCAAAA